Messenger RNA from Salvia hispanica, 1156 nucleotides. RefSeq lists its product as uncharacterized. The record is from RefSeq and is a predicted model, not a curated record. NCBI's taxonomy places the organism in Eukaryota, Viridiplantae, Streptophyta, Magnoliopsida, Lamiales, Lamiaceae.
GACAUUGAAUUCUAUAACUACUAGAAAAAUUUCAACGACACAGCAAUUAUUAUUUGCUUACAAAAAUUCCUCAGCUCAAAUCCCAUUUUUCUUCAAUUUUUCCGGCAUCAAAUGGUGGUCUCUUGUUUCAGCGUCAUCUCCCUCGUCGGCGGCUUCCUCCGCCGCUCCAUCACGGCGGCGGGCCUUUCCUCUCAGACGGCCGACAUCGACGGCGACACCGCCAUCCACUACUGGGGCCCGCCCGCCCCCACCGCCAAGCCGAAGCUCGUCCUGGUCCACGGCUUCGGCCCGGCUAGCAUCUGGCAGUGGCGGCACCAGGCCGGCUUCUUCGCCAAAGAAUACGACGUCUACAUCCCCGACCUCGUAUUCUUUGGCGAAUCCUACACGCGGUCUCCCGCCCGCUCCGAGGUUUUCCAGGCCACCUGUCUUGCCAGACUGAUGGAAAACCUCGGAAUCACCAGGUACUCGGUUGUGGGGACCAGCUACGGCGGGUUCGUGGCGUACCGGAUGGCCGAGAUGUGGCCGGAGAGGGUGGAGAAGGUCGUGAUCGCGAGCUCCGCUGUGAACAUGAGGCGGAGCGACAAUGUGCGGCUGUUGAAGCAAGCCGGCGUGGACAAAAUCGAGGAUUUGUUGCUUCCGGUCACAGCCGGUCAGCUGCGGUCGUCGAUCCGAUUCGUCGUCUCCCGGGCCCCGCCCUACAUGCCCGACUUCGUCCUCAAUGAUUAUAUUGAUAAAUUGUAUUCUGAAAACAGAAGAGAGAAGCUGGAGCUUUUGAAAGAGUUGAAUAUUGGUAAAAAUGAGACUGUAACCUUAUCUCCCCUGUCACAGGAAGUAUUGAUUGUGUGGGGAGAAAAUGACCAGAUAUUUCAGCUGGAGAGAGGAGAGGAACUCAAGAAGUUGCUAGGAGAGAAGGCCAGAUUACAAGUCAUAAAAAAGGGAUCACACAUUCCUCAACUGGAACACCCAACCCAAUUCAACAAUAUUCUCAAGAAUUUCUUACAUGGGUUGUCAUAGAUCUCCCUAAAGUUAUAGUAAUUGUGUUAUUAGUUUGAGAAUGAACUAAAUAUAAAAGAUUAUUGUGGUUUUCCAUAUUGGAUGAGAUUGAGCCUUAUAAAGGUUGUUUAUUUGAAUAAAUAAAGUUAUCAGUUCAAUCAUA